This is a messenger RNA of Rhodamnia argentea, 1475 nucleotides long. Its product is annotated as survival of motor neuron-related-splicing factor 30. Bases 133 to 1038 code for a protein of 301 amino acids. The transcript is spliced from 8 exons. Gene Ontology annotation, molecular function: RNA binding. Gene Ontology annotation, cellular component: nucleus; cytoplasm. The record is from RefSeq and is a predicted model, not a curated record. Gene Ontology annotation, biological process: mRNA processing. Lineage: Eukaryota; Viridiplantae; Streptophyta; Magnoliopsida; Myrtales; Myrtaceae.
CCGAUGGUUUCUUCCUCUUCUUAUUCUCCAUAGUUCAUCUCGUGCUCUCUCUUUUGGCAGAAAGCUAUAUAUAUAUUCAUCGACAUCGACAACGAUCGAUCUGACAGUCUCAAGUUGGCUGAAAACGCAACGAUGCAAGGGGAAGAAGAAGUGAGCAUCGAAGAGCUCUCCUCGAAUCUUUCCACUUACAAAGACCAACUGCGGCAGGUCAGACAGCUAUUGGUUGAUGAUCCUGGAAAUUCAGAAUAUGCCGAUAUGCAGAAGGAACUUGAAGAGGUUAUAGCUUUAACCGAAGAGCUGCUCGCAACUGCAAGGCAAAAUGAGAUUUCUGGAUCAGAAAUUGGGAGAAGUGCCAGUGAAUCCCUUAGUUUUUCCCCGGCAAAGGGUUCCUCUGAAAUGAAAAUGCAACCUGUUUCUGAUCAUCAUGACCUCCUUUCUAUUGGGUCUAAAGUUCAAGCCGUUUGGAGUGAGGAUGGUGAAUGGUAUGAUGCAACAAUUGAGGCUCACACCCCUAAUGGAUAUUAUGUCUGCUAUGACGGGUGGGGAAAUAAGGAAGAGGUGGACCCCGACAAUGUGAGGCCAAUUAAAGAAGGUGAGGUCAAUGCUAUAUUGGAAGCUGAGCGGGUUGCUGAAGCAACGAAACAAGCUAUCAAAAGGAAGAUUGCGCAAGCUGCGACAGUCGAUUUCCAGUCAAGAACAUUGCCAGCAAAGCUCCGAAUAGAACCAGAUGACCCUGAAGAUGUGAAAACAGCAAAGCGCAAAAAGAUACAUUCUUUCAAGUCAAAAAUGAGAAUGGAACAACUUGAAGUUGCACAGAAUAAGCGGCAAAAUGAUUGGCAGCAGUUCCAAUCAACCAAAGGCAGGGCUAAAAAGAUUGGUUUCCUCACUGGGAGGAAACGUGAGAGCAUCUUCAAGUCUCCGGAUGAUCCACAUGGUAAGGUUGGUGUCACCGGAAGUGGGAAAGGAUUGACAGAGUUCCAGAAGAGAGAAAAGCAUUUGCAUCUCAAGGGAGCUAAUGUUGAGGCCAGCGAUGAGUAAAUUUGUUGGUAGUGUUUCGCCUUUUGUUAACCAGUAGUCAAUGGCAAUGCUCCUUGAUGCAGCAGGUAGCUUUUGCAUUUUUAGAACGAGUAUACCCACCUCAUUUCUUCUGUUAGCAGCGCAUUCCACCAGCUGUAAAAAACCGCCAACCUAUGGGACGCUUAUGGUACAAGUUGUAGGACUCCAUUUGAACAACGAGCCAUCUCCACGCGGGCUCAGCUGAUCAGUAUCUCCUUCAGUUUUGUGGACUAGUUGAGUUGCUGCUAAAUCAUACUGAUAGUAAAGAUUUAUGUCGAGGAUUAUAGGAUUUAAGGCCUCUGAUUCUUCCCGUGAUGUUCUUUGCCUUGCUAUGAACCUUUUGCUUCUGUUUCAGAUCUGUUGUAAUCACCCUCCCUAAAUUUAGAAUAAAAAUUAGAAGCAGCAAUAACCUUAAAUAA